This is a messenger RNA of Owenia fusiformis, 1053 nucleotides long. Lineage: Eukaryota; Metazoa; Annelida; Polychaeta; Sabellida; Oweniidae. The record is from the annotation of a GenBank genome assembly.
AUCACUUCUAAUCUAUAUAAUCUUCCAUAUUUAUAAUAUAUUGCAUGAUCAUAUAUUCACCAUAUUUAUAUCCAUAAUAAAACCAUUAAUAUUAAUCAUAUUCAUUGUAUUCAUGUGUGAUUUUGUGUGAACCUUUGCCUGCAUCCUCACCUAAAUUGUAUAUAUUGCACUAAGGAAGAGGGUUAGCUUGCACUUUCCUUAUCAUUUCUUCACAUUGAUUAUUUUGUGUUUGUGUAACAUACCGUCAUCUCAGAUAACCCGGAACUCAAAUCAAAAUAACCAUAUUUUCACUUACCUUCGAUUACACCAAAUAUUAUGCUUCUACGAAUACCUUUGAGUCAUCGAUUGUUGAUAAACAUUAACUCUCAAGACAACCUUUGGAGACAUGAACACAGGAUGACAUUACAGUGCGAAUAUGUAAACUGCUCCUUUAAGUGCCCAGAGGCUGAUCGCGCCAAACUAAUACUACACCAGCGAGAGCAUCCCAAUCCACGUGCGGAACCAAGGGUGUUCCCCUACCCGAAAAGACCUAGAGGCCCUAGGGUAAACUUUCUGCGUUCUACUUCUGGUCGUUCUGGGAAACAGAAAGCGAAUGGCACAGAGGCUGGCGAACCGGCAUGCGAUGGCCAACAGGACCUCCCAGUCCCUCAACAGAAGGAAAGGAUAUCGGAAAAAGGUUCCGACACAGAAACAGCAUCCACCAUUUCGGCAGCAGACACUGAACCUUAUGGGACAGAUUUGAUAAACAUUACAGACAGUGAAGAAGCUGCAAAUGAGAAGGUGAUUAAUUUCAUGGUGGAAAGUAACACAACCGAAGAGUUGGAAAAGAGAUUGUUGGAUAUGCCAGAGAUGUUGGACAUUGAUUUCAAUCAAUUAUAGGACAGCAAAAAGGGAGUUUUAGUACUUUAUAACAUUGGCAUAUUUUCAUACUGUGUAUUAAUAUACAGAUAAGAUAAUAUACCUCGAAUAAACUACGUUUAUCCAAGUUUGUUGGUUUGUAUUUGUAUUGUAUUGUAGUACCAGAUUUUAUUGUAUUGUAUCUUUUAAAUUUGU